CCCCCACUCUCCCCCUCACCCCCUGUCCCCUAUCUCCCCUCUACACCCCCUCUCUAAGAUCAAUGAUUCUGUGCUCUGUUUACACUUGUUUAGUAGAUUGUUCAUAUCACUUGUUCUUUCAUCAAUUCCUUCACUCUUUGUUUUAGACUUGGGAUUGUGUUUUUCAUUAUAUAUUGUACUUCUCACUUACUGUAAUCCAACAAACAAUCCCGCAGCAUCCUCGGGAAGUUCCCACUCCCCACUGAUCGAAUCCUCUCAUCUUGCUGAUCUCGGUCCGCCACAUCCACUCUUUAUUAUUUUCCAUAGAGGUUGCCUGACCUGCUGAGUUCCUCCAACAUUUUGUGUGUGUUGUUCUCCGUUACACCUCCUCCUCUCCGCCCCUUUCUUUUCCCAUUUGCUGCACCUCUCUCCCUUCCUCCAUACUUACCCAUCUCUCCCAAGCGCUCUCACUCCCUCUGUCCCUCUCUUACCUCGACAGUUCAUUGCACUCUCUCUCGGUCUCUCUCUCUCACACACACACAAACCUCUCCCCUCUGUUACUCUCGCAAUCAGAGAUAGGGAGAGGGAUUGAGAGAUUGAGAGUGAGAGGCAGACAGGCAGAGAGAGGAAGUGAGAGAGGGUGUGGAGAGAGUGAGAGACAGACAGACAGAGAGAGAGAGAGUGAGUGAGAGAGUGAUGGAGAGAGUGAGAGGGAGACAGAGAGGGGGAGAGAGAGAAAGAGAGAGAGUGAGACAGAGAAAGAGGAGGGGGAGAGAGAGAGGGGGACGGAUAGGGAGAGGGAGAUGGAGAGGGAGAGAGUGAAAUUCCUCUCCUGUCUGGUUCCAUUUAGUCUUGUUUCUCCAUUUUCCCAGUAUCUUCAGCUUCUCAACUUCCCCCGAGCUCUUUACCCGUUCUCUCUCUCCUCGUUCUACACACAUCUCAUCAUCCCUUAGCCUCCCAGCUCCCCACCCCCUCCAUUUCACCAACACAAUAGAGCUGGUUACUGACAACAGGAAGUCAGCCGGGGCGAUGCCGACAUUCCUGUUUACAUCAACGGCAGAGGAUAAGGGGGUUGAGAGCUCCAAUCUCCUGAGAGUGAACACCACUGACAGCCUGUCCUUGUCCAGCCACAAGGACACUAUCGCCAAGAAAGCUCAGCGGCAUCUCUGCUUCUGUGAGAGGCUGAAGAAAAUCGGCGCCUCCUGGACGACCAUCAUCUGUUUUUACAGAACACAUCCUGUGCGGAAACUAGUCGUGUUGUCACGGCAACAGCACUGGCCAGCACCGGAAACACUGCAGAGAGCUGUGAACAGGUUCAGUACUCUCCUUCCACAGCAGCUCAGACAACAUCCCGGUGAACCUCUUCGUUGCUGCCCUGAACACCAGCGGCGUAACGGGCUUUGAGAAGGAACCGGGUGGGUUGUUGAUCAAUAAAGGUGUCGGAGCUGACGUGGAGAAAGCAGCAGUAUGGAGUUGAGAGGGAAAUUCGAAUGGUGGAGAAGACUCGAUGGACGGGAUGAGUAUUUCAGUUCCUACGACGAGCGGUACAGAGGUGGGAUGGCGAAGCGAUGCGGAGGAAGCUGCGGGUGCAGAGGGACGAUGAGCAAUGCAGAAGAGCUGGUAAUAGCUUUGUCCGAAAACAAAACACAGACAGUCCAGUCACUGCGAUGGACUCAAGUUCACGGACAGGGUGCACUCCGUUGUCUGCUGAAUCACAGCUGCGGGUCUGCACUCAAGUGCUCAGGUUUGAAAUGGCAGAACACUUGUGCAUGGGCUGUCUAUUUACGGAUAUAUAAGGAUUGGCCAAAUAUUUUCUUUGCAAGACGGACACAUCUAUUGUCAAUCCUUGGAGAUGAAGAAUUAUCUCAUCCCAGCUGGAAAUGUGUUUUGUGUCUGAAAUGAAGUUUUCUGUUGUAACUCAGUGUUAUCCACAGGAACCGGGGUGCUGAGAACACACCAGCAUUUGCUCACUGGAGAUCAGUUCUUCAACCCAUUGAUUGUAGAAGGGAUUCAAACAUCUGACUGUCUGAAUUGCCAGAUGAUUGAUCGCAGUGAGAUAUCGUUCUCCUUCUCUCAGUGUGGGAAGGGAUUCACUCACAGCCCACCCGCAGACACGCCAGUGAGUUCACAGUGGGGAGAGGCCAUUCACCUGCUCUGUGUGUGGGAGGGGAUUCACUCACAGCCUACCCACAGACACGCCAGUGAGUUCACAGUGGGGAGAGGCCAUUCACCUGCUCUGUGUGAGGGAGGGGAUUCACUCACAGCCUACCCACAGACACGCCAGUGAGUUCACAGUGGGGAGAGGCCAUUCACCUGCUCUGUGUGAGGGAGGGGAACUACUCAGUCAACCAGCCUGAAGAUACAUCAGCAAGUUCACACCACAGUGAGAUGCUCCACCUGUUCUGACAGCAGGAAGCAAUUCAUUCUGUCGUCGGUGCUAAAUAUACAUCUGAAAAUUCCCCAGUGAGAAGACAGUAACCUGUUUACAUGGUGGGAAGGUAUUCACACACUAAACCAUGCCACAGUGACACCAGCAAGUUCAUAACGGGGAGAGGCCAAUCACCUGCUCUGUGUGCGAAAGGAUUCACUGAAUCAUCUCAACUGAAUGAACACCAGUGAGUUCACACUGAAAAGAUGUUGUUCACCUGCUUAGACUGUGGGAAGGGAUUCACUCGUUCAUCCACACUACAGAGACACCAGCGAGUUCACACCGGGGAGAGGCCAUUCACUUGCUCUGAAUGUGGGAAGGGAUUCAGUGACUCAUCUAAACUUGUGAGACACUACCGAGUUCACACUGGGGAGAGGCCGUUCACUUGCUCUGAAUGUGGGAAAGGAUUUGCUCGGUCAUCUCAACUGACUGAACAUCAGCGAGUUCACACUGGGGAGAAACCGUUCAGCUGCUUUCAAUGUGGCAAGGGGUUCACCCAGUCAUCUCAUCUGAAAGUACAUCAGCGAAUUCACACUGGGGAGAAACCGUUCAGCUGCACUGAAUGUGGGAAGGGAUUCACUGACUCAUCCCACCUUGUGAAGCACUGCCGAAUUCACACUGGGGAGAAACCGUUCAGCUGCACUGAAUGUGGGAAGGGAUUCGCUGAUUCAUACUCUCUUGUGAAGCACUGCCGUAUUCACACUGGGGAGAAACCGUUCAGCUGCUCUGAAUGUGGGAAGGGAUUCGCUGAUUCAUACUCCCUUGUGAAGCACUGCCGAAUUCACACUGGGGAGAAGCCAUUCACAUGCUCUGAAUGUGGGAAGGGAUUCACUGACUCAUCCCACCUUGUGAAGCACUGCCGAAUUCACACUGGGGAGAAGCCGUUCACGUGCUGUGAAUGUGGGAAGGGGUUCACUGCAUCAUCCAACCUGGUGAGGCAUAGCCGAAUUCACACUGGGGAGAAACCGUUCACCUGCUCAGAUUGUGGAAAGGGAUUCACUCGGUCAUCAGGCUUGAAAGUCCAUCAGCGAGUUCACACUGGGCGAUGCCAGUCACCUGUUCUGAUUGUGGGAAUGAAUUCGCUCAGACAUCUCAACUGACUGAACAUCAACUGCUCAGAGUGUGGGAAGGCAUUCACACAGUUAUCCACACUGCAGAGACAGUGGUGGGUUCACACUGUGGGGAGGGUGGUCACCUGCUCAGACUGUGGGAAGGCAUUCACACACUGAUCCACACUGCAGAGACAGUGGUGGGUUCACAAUGUGGUGAGGGUAUUCACCUGCUCAGACUGUGGGAAGGCAUUCACACACUGAUCCACACUGCAGAGACAGUGGUGGGUUCACACUGUGGUGAGGGUGGUCACCUGCUCUGACUGGGAUGGGUUUCAAUCAGUCAUUCAUCCUUGUGUCCCCGUACCGAGCUUUGACCCAACGUGAAUUGGAGAGAUCAGAAGCUUGAGAGGACGCAAUUCACUCAGGUUCACCAAUGGUGUAUUAAAGGCAGUGGUUCAGGGCAGGUUAUUUUUGAGCUUUCAACAGUGGCCACUCCACAGUCAGGAUGGAUUAUCAAGGAAACCUUUAUUAGCAGGAGCAAGUGGAGCGGUCACUGAUGGAGUGGACAGAGUUGGAGCGGAGACUUUGAGGCUUUAAUUCUUUAAUUCAGUGGGGAGAGCAGUCAGUCAGAGAAGGCAAAAUCAUGAUGGAGGUAGAAUUAUUUUUGCCCCUUUACAUUUUCUUAGUUGAAACAGUGGAGAUGACAGGCAGGGUGCUGGAAAGCUGCUUUGUGGGAUGUGGGAAGGCCGGGGACCCUCCUGUGUCCCUGAUAACUACACCUGUGAGAAGGGCAUCCAGCUUCAGCUCCGAACAAUCCACAUUACGGAGUUGCAGCUGGAACUGGAUGAACUCCAGAUCAUUCAGGAGGCUGAAGGGGUGAUAGGUAGGACAUUUGAGAGGUAUUUGCACCCAAGGUGCACGGCACAGGGAACUGGGUGACAGUGAGGAAGAAACUAGACUCUCUGUUUCCCCCUGUGCCCAUCCCUCUGAACAACACAGGUAUCACUUUAGGUACAGUCGGGGAUGGUGGGAUGACCUGGCAAAGAAAAGUCACAGCAAUAGGGUCUCUGGCACUGAGCAUGGCUCUGAGACUGAGAAGGGAAGGGAGGAGAAGAGGCGAGCUGUGUUGAUACGUGGCUUGUUAGCUCAGUGAACUGACAGGAUGUACUGUAGGUGAGAAUGAAAUUCCAGGAUGGUGUGUUCCCUCCUGCAUGCUGGCAUCUGGGUCAUCUCAGGUUGAGUGCUCAGCAUUCCUCAGGAGGGUGGACAGUGAAGGUCGUGGUCCAUGUGGGUAACAAUGAUAUGGUCUGGUAGAGUAACGAGGUUCUGUAAAGGGAGUUGAGGGAGUGAGUUGCUAAUUGAAAGGGCAGCUCCUCCAGGCCAGUGAUUUCAGGAUUUCAGUGUGAUGAGGCAGGGAUCAGAAGAUUAUACAGUUUAACACGUUGCUAAAGAGUUGGUUCAGGAGGGAGGGGAUAAGAUUUUUGGAUCAUUUGAGCUUGUGAGGAUUGCUGUGUACAGAGGAGUGUGAGUGUGUAGGUAGGGACAGCACAUCACUAACGGAAUGUGACUGGGCACACAGGUCUCUCUGUCUCUCACAAACACAUCAGUGGAGUGGGAGGGAGGGGAGUGAGAAGGGGAAGGGGAAUGAGGAGGAUGGAGUUAGGACUCCUUCACAAAGUCUCACACUCACCCAACCCUCCCCCUCUGGAAUUGGUCCCAUUCCCUCCCCCAGGCUGGGGGUGAGCAUUGAGUUACCUUGCCAACAAGAAAAGGAAUUGUUCGAUAACUUCUGCUUAACACGUUUUGAUAACGAAUUUACGUUGAACUUGAACAUUGAAAUGUACUGUUGGUAAAACAUGUACUGAUGGGAAAUGGUCUCAGUGAAGGUCCGAGAGUGGAAAACGAACCGGUGUUCAGCCCCACUGCUCCGUGCCAGACAAGAGCCCCUAAAUGAGUCUGUCCGAAUGUCUUUUAUUUCCCUUCUCAACCCCAUUCCCUGCCCUCUCCCCAUGACCUUUGAUGCCUUUACUAAUCAAGCACCGAUCAACCUCUGCUUUAAAUAAUGACUUGGCAUCUGUGCCGUCACUGGCAAAAAAUUCCACAGGCCCCUCAUCUACUUAAAUGCAUGCUGUCUGGUAUCGGGUAUUUUGACCCGAAUAUUUAAAAUGGCAGCUAUCUACUCUAUCUAUAUCUCUUUUAAUCUUAUCAAGCCGUAUCAGGUCACCCUGAGCCUCCUCCACGUCAGA
This is a messenger RNA of Hypanus sabinus (Atlantic stingray), 5705 nucleotides long. Its product is annotated as gastrula zinc finger protein XlCGF8.2DB-like. Gene Ontology annotation, cellular component: nucleus. The coding region runs from base 2614 to 3507 and encodes 297 amino acids. Gene Ontology annotation, biological process: regulation of transcription by RNA polymerase II. The record is from RefSeq and is a predicted model, not a curated record. Lineage: Eukaryota; Metazoa; Chordata; Chondrichthyes; Myliobatiformes; Dasyatidae. The transcript has 3 exons. Gene Ontology annotation, molecular function: RNA polymerase II cis-regulatory region sequence-specific DNA binding; DNA-binding transcription activator activity, RNA polymerase II-specific.